GAAAAAUACGUUCAGCCUCCCGGAAGACGGCAGGAGCGACCAGCUGCGUUGUUUUGCUGCUGAGACAACUAGCUAGCCAUCCAUCCAGCGGUGCUAGCAAACAAACAACUAAACUGAAUAUGGCUGGAACUUCAUCAGUAGCUGGUGAAGUAUUUGUCGAUGCCCUACCGUAUUUUGACCAGGGUUAUGAUGCAGCGGGCGUUAGAGAGGCGGCUGCAGCCUUGGUAGAGGAGGAGACUCGCCGAUACAGACCCACCAAGAACUACCUCAGUUAUAUGCCAACACCUGAUUUCACUACAUUUGAAACUGAAAUCAUGAGGAACGAGUUUGAGAGACUAGCAGCCCGGCAGCCCCUGGAACUUCUCAGCAUGAAGAGAUAUGAGCUUCCAGCUCCAUCAUCAGGGCAGAAGAAUGACAUCACUGCAUGGCAGGAGAGUGUGAACAACUCCAUGGCUCAGCUGGAGCAUCAAGCAGUGCGCAUUGAGAACCUGGAACUUAUGGCACACUACGGUACCAAUGCAUGGAAGGUCUACAAUGAUAACCUGGCCUUUAUGAUUGAAUUGGCUCAAAAAGAACUACAGAAAUGUAGAAAGCAGAUUCAGGACUUGAACUGGCAACGGAAGAAUGAUCAGCUUGCAGGCGGGGCCAAGCUGAGAGAGCUGGAGUCAAAUUGGGUGUCCCUCGUAAGUAAGAACUAUGAGAUUGAACGUGCCAUCGUCCAGUUGGAGAAUGAAGUUGGACAGCUCAAACAGCAGCAUGGUGACGAGAAUAAGGAAAACAUUCGACAGGACUUCUAGAAACAGAACCUUGCAGAAGAGACAUUUUACAAGAAAGGAAAUGUUGAGCUUGCAGCUGAGAACAACGAAAACCAAUGUGAAAAGAACAGGACUGUCCCUCCAAACUUUAAGAACCUAGUUGCCUUGGCUGCACAGCUUCUUAUGACAGUCUUUACUUUAGUGUCAGACAGUGACCGUUGAAAAACUAUUGGUCCUGUGUAGAGCAUAUUUGGUGUACCUCGAUCACUUCAGAGGUGAAGUCUGAUUUUGCUGUUUGUUUUUUUUUUUACUUUUAUCAAUGCUUGUCAAUUUGAGUAAUUCUACAAUGAGGUAGUUAAUAACAAAUGAUGCAGUCUACAAAAGUCACUUGAUUUCUUAACAUAUAGACAUAAGUACAGGUGAAGUCGGAAGUUUACAUACACCUUAGCCAAAUACAUUUAAACUCAGUUUUUCACCAUUUCUGACAUUUAAUCUCUGUAAAAAAAUUCCCUGUUUUAGGUCAGUUAGGAUCACCACUUUAUU
Molecule: messenger RNA, 1298 nt
Organism: Oncorhynchus tshawytscha (Chinook salmon)
Lineage: Eukaryota; Metazoa; Chordata; Actinopteri; Salmoniformes; Salmonidae
Product: pre-mRNA-splicing factor SPF27
Exons: 7
Coding region: 120-797 (225 amino acids)
Biological process (GO): mRNA processing
Cellular component (GO): Prp19 complex; precatalytic spliceosome; catalytic step 2 spliceosome
Source: RefSeq, a predicted model, not a curated record